Molecule: messenger RNA, 1422 nt
Organism: Clonostachys rhizophaga
Lineage: Eukaryota; Fungi; Ascomycota; Sordariomycetes; Hypocreales; Bionectriaceae
Source: the annotation of a GenBank genome assembly
AUGAGGUCUAUCCUCACCAUCUUCGGUGCUCUGCUGAGCUUCUCCGACCUCGUCUAUUCGGUGGAGCUCUCCAACGGCCGUUCAAUCCCCGAUCGACCGGUGCUGAUCCCCGCGCCGUACGGUCCUGCGGUGUCUCGACCAUAUUCGCCUCCACGAGAUGAAGACAAAUAUUGCUUCGUCCCUGGGCCCUGCAAAGAGGGAGAGGACUCGGCUCCUCGCAUCUUGAAGGCGUUCCAGAAAUGCAAUGACGGCGGCACCGUCGUCCUGGACAAGGUGUACACCAUCUCCUCGCCGCUGGACCUGACCUUCCUCAAACAUGUUGAUGUGGUGAUCACGGGCGAGGUGCAUAUGAAUGAUGAUGUGUACUAUUGGGCAGACAACAGCUUCAAGUAUCCCUUCCAGAACACUUCGGCCAUCUGGAUGAUUGGAGGCGAGGAUGUCAACAUCUACGGAGAUCUUACAAAUGAGCAGUCGCUCAUCCACGGACAUGGCCAGGCGUUCUGGGAAGAGAACCAAACAAAUAAGACGCUUCGGCGCCCACUGCUCGUCGCCAUUGAGGGUUUACACGGUGGCUCCAUGUCCAAUCUACGCAUGAAGAAUCCUGCCUUUGUGAGUAUGAAAAAGUCUUCGAAUGGAUUUCCUGGUGUUAACGGGUCUCAGUGGUUCAACAUUGUUGCGAACAGCUCCGACAUCAUCAUCAGUGACAUGCAUCUUGAGGCCAAGUCUGAAAAUGGCGUCAAAAUUGCGAACUCUGAUGGCUGGGAUACGUACAGAUCUGAACGUAUUGUCAUCCAAAACUCCAUCAUCGAUAACACUGAUGACUGUGUCUCCUUCAAGCCAAACAGCACAGACAUCGUAGUCCAGAAUCUCGUCUGCGACGGCUCGCACGGAAUAAGCAUCGGCUCCCUCGGACAGUACAGGAACGUCACAGACAUCGUAGAGGACCUGCACAUUUUCAACAUCUCCAUGAGCAAUGCGAGCGACGGUGCCCGUAUCAAGGUCUGGCCGGGCAUCGAGACGGAUUUCCAGAGCGAUCUCAAUGGCGGUGGCGGGCUUGGCCGUGUCAAGAACGUCACUUACGACACGUUCUACCACUACAACAACGACAGGGCCAUCACAAUCACUCAGUGCUAUGGACAGUCGAACCAAACAUUAUGCAAUGAGUUCCCGGCGAAUCUCACCAUCAACGAUAUCACCAUGAAGAAUUUCUGGGGAGUCACUUCUUCCAAGUACGAUCCCGAGGCCGGCACCCUGGUUUGUAGCGCAGCAGACCGUUGCAGCAACAUCAACCUGCACAACAUCACCGUCACUGUGCCCAGCGGAAAGCCACCUGUCUACGAAUGUAGCAACGUCGACGAGAGCCUGCUCGAGAACAUCACCUGCGUCAACGCUGAUGAUGGCCGUGACACCGGCCAGGGGUAA